UAAUAAUGUAAACAGGAAGCAAUGGCGAUUUGACAGAAGUUUUCCAGACAAGCAAAAUACAAGCGUUUAUCAGCGUGACGCGCGAUGAAUGUUGCCUUAUCUCACAAGGACUGACAUCCGUGUAUUGAUUUCUUAACUUACGAAGAAAAGAUCCCUAACAAUAAUAAAAUUACUUAGAUUAUGACAAAAUUGUGAUAUUUGCAAGCUGACAGUGACAUUCACAACUUCUCACGAUGCCUGUAAAGAUCGGCAAAAUGCUGAUGUGCGGCCAGACCGGUGUCGGAAAGACGUCCAUGGUGGAGCAGCUGCUCUACGCGAAUCACGUCAUCGAAAACACGCCGAUGCAGGCCACCAUUGAAGACAUCUACACAGCUGUGAUUGAGACUGAUCGGGGCAUAAAGGAGAAGAUACGCAUCUUUGAUAUUGGAGGUUUUGAUGGGAGCAACACAGAUCUACCAAAACACUACCUAAACUUUCCUGAUGGCUUUGUGCUUGUGUAUGAUGUGACAAACUUUGAGUCUUUCAAGAAACUAGACAAACUAAAGAGAGACAUCGACAAAACCAGGGACAAGAAGGAGAUUCACAUCAUCGUCAUCGGCAACAAGAGUGAGUUAACGGAACACAGACAGGUGGACUUCAACACUGCCAUGGCCUGGGCCGGCAAGGAGAAAUUGCGACUGUGGGAAGUCUCCGUUACGAACCGUCAGUCCCUUGUUGAACCAUUUGUGUGGCUGGCCUCCAAGAUCACAACACCACCAAGCAAGUCAACAUUCCUGCCCAGCAGGAAAGCCAAGUCUGUAAGCAUGGAGAGCUGAGGAAGUUCAAAUGGAAGUCCAGGGUCGUGUUCAUGUAACUAAUGUACCUUUUAGGCCUUGUCAAUAUGUCAUAGUCCUACGGUCAAUUCACAAACGUCUUGCAUCACUCACUUAGCUGAGGUCAGCUGAUUAACUUACUCUCUAUUUCAUGUUGUCAGGCCAGAAACCACACUAUCAUCUUGUCAUUUAAGAGAAUUUGGGGAAUUAUAUGAGGUAACAACUACCUUAUUGAUUUUGUUGUAACUUAGCUCAUCUUCCUGAGGCAAGGGAGUUACCUGACUGUAAAAGUCCAGUUUCCACCCUUGCUGAAUUAGGAUGCAAUUUCUGUUCUGGGCUCGAUCGUAGCGCCGCCAAUGGGUAUUAUUAGUUAUGUCCCUUCUAUGUCCCAGCUAUUGAUCAAUCAGCUUCCACUUCUCAUAUCACUUGCAUUUGCCUUAAAUAAAAUGGCUUCACCUAGUGAAGACAAUCUGAUUGAUAAUAAAGAUCUAUUUUGUAUUGAAACGGGCCUUACUUCACAAAGUGCAUCAAAUCACAUGAGCACCUUGAUUAAAAACAUAAAAUCAUUUGGAAAAUAUCUGUUUGACGCUAAGUUGUUGGUAAACAUGCUUUGCAAAUCCUGCAGUCGACUGAAAUCUACAC
Molecule: messenger RNA, 1454 nt
Organism: Haliotis rufescens (red abalone)
Lineage: Eukaryota; Metazoa; Mollusca; Gastropoda; Lepetellida; Haliotidae
Product: NF-kappa-B inhibitor-interacting Ras-like protein 2
Exons: 7
Coding region: 234-815 (193 amino acids)
Biological process (GO): canonical NF-kappaB signal transduction
Molecular function (GO): GTP binding; GTPase activity
Source: RefSeq, a predicted model, not a curated record